This is a messenger RNA of Peromyscus eremicus (cactus mouse), 4660 nucleotides long. It is a transcript of the gene Elp1, whose product is annotated as elongator acetyltransferase complex subunit 1. Gene Ontology annotation, cellular component: elongator holoenzyme complex; cytosol. The record is from RefSeq and is a predicted model, not a curated record. The transcript is spliced from 37 exons. The coding region runs from base 178 to 4191 and encodes 1337 amino acids. Gene Ontology annotation, biological process: tRNA wobble base 5-methoxycarbonylmethyl-2-thiouridinylation. NCBI's taxonomy places the organism in Eukaryota, Metazoa, Chordata, Mammalia, Rodentia, Cricetidae. Gene Ontology annotation, molecular function: tRNA binding; protein binding.
GUCCGCGCCGCCUCGCUCGUAGUGCUAGCUCGCGGGUUUCGCCCCUUUGUGGUGCGUGUCUUUUUCUCCCGUGUGCGGCGGCGGUUCCCUCCCAGACCUAGUGCGUCGUGAGGGCUCGGAGCCGCGGGCUGAGGCGAGGGCGCAGUCUCGGGAGGGCGUCUCGGAAGUUGCUUCAUCAUGAGAAAUCUGAAGUUGCUCCGGACACUGGAAUUUAGGGACAUUCAAGCACCAGGGAAACCUUAUUGUUUCUCUCUCCGAACUGAACGGGGGACAGUGCUAAUUGGCUCAGAACGUGGACUGAUUGAAGUAGAUCCUGGGAAAAGAGAAGUGAAGACUGAAGUUCUUCUGGUGGCAGAGGGUUUUCUCCCAGAGGAUGGAAGCGGCUGCAUUGUGGGUAUGCAGGGCUUGCUGGAUCAGGAGUCCGUGUGUGUGGCCACUGCCUCUGGGGAUGUCGUGCUCUGCAAUCUCAGCACACACCAGCUGGAAUGUGUUGGGAGUGUGGCCAAUGGUAUCUCUGUUAUGAGCUGGAGUCCCGAUCAAGAACUGGUGCUUUUUGCCACAGGUCAGCAGACCCUGAUUAUGAUGACAAAAGACUUUGAAGUAAUCACAGAGCAGCAGAUCCACCAGGAUGAUUUUGGUGAAGGCAAGUUUGUCACCAUUGGAUGGGGCACUAAGGAGACGCAGUUCCACGGCUCAGAAGGCAGGCAAGCAGCCUUCCCGGUGCAAAUGCAUGAGUCUGCCCUGCCCUGGGAUGACCACAGACCACGAAUUAGCUGGCGUGGGGAUGGGCAGUUUUUUGCUGUGAGUGUUGUUUGCCCACAAACAGGGUCGCGGAAGAUCAGAGUGUGGAACCGAGAGUUUGCUUUGCAGUCAACCAGUGAGCCUGUGCCGGGACUGGGGCCUUCCCUGGCUUGGAAACCCUCAGGCAGUUUGAUUGCAUCUUCUCAAGACAAGCCCAACCAGCAAGAUGUUGUGUUUUUUGAGAAAAAUGGACUUCUUCAUGGACAGUUUACACUUCCUUUCCUCAAAGAUGAAGUAAAAGUAAAUGACUUGCUAUGGAAUGCAGAUUCCUCUGUGCUUGCUGUGUGGCUGGAAGACCUUCCAAGGGAGGACAGUUCUACUCUGAAAAGCUAUGUCCAGCUUUGGACCAUGGGGAACUAUCACUGGUAUCUCAAGCAAAGCCUGCCCUUCAGCACCAGUGGGAAGAACCAGAUUGUGUCUCUGCUGUGGGACCCGGUGAUGCCGUGCCGGCUGCAUAUUCUCUGUCAGGGCUGGCGUUAUCUAUGCUGUGACUGGCACUGGACCACUGAACGGAGCUCCGGAAAUAGCACCAGUGACUUGGCAAAUGUGGCUGUUAUUGAUGGAAACAGGGUGUUGGUAACAGUCUUCCAGCAGACUGUGAUCCCACCUCCCAUGUGUACCUACCGGCUGCAGAUCCCACAUCCAGUGAACCAAGUUGUGUUCUGUGCUCACCUCGGAAAGAGCAAUGACCUUGCUGUCCUCGAUGCCAGUAACCAGAUUUCUGUCUACAAGUGUGGUGAUCAGCCAAACAUGGAUCCCACUGUGAAACUGGGAGCCGUGGGUGGAAAUGGAUUUAAAGUUCCCCUUAGAACACCUCAUCUGGAAAAGAGAUACACAAUUCAGUUUGAGAACACUGGAGAUGAGGAGGUGAACCCACUGCAACUGAGCCUUCUCACCUGGAUUGAAGAAGACGUUUUCCUGGCCGUAAGCCACAGCCACUGCAGCCUGCAGUCUGUCCUUCACCGAUUGACUGUGGCCCCUUCGGAGGUGGAGGAGGAGCAAGGACAGCUGAAUGUCAGUUCAUCUGUGACAGUGGAUGGGGUCAUCAUUGGUUUAUGUUGCAGUUCUAAGACCAAGUCAUCAGUGGUACAGCUAGCUGAUGGCCAGGUGCUCAGAUGCCUUUGGGAAUCACCGUCUCUGGCUGUGGAACCAUGGAAGAGCUCUGAAGGACUUCGUGUUCGAUUUGCUCAUCCAUGCACACAAAUGGAAAUGGCUAUGAUUGGAGGGCAGGAAUGUGUCCUUGGUCUGACUGACAGAUGUCGCUUUUUUGUCAAUGGCACUGAGGUUGCAUCAAAUAUCACGUCAUUUGCAGUGUGUGAUGAGUUUUUACUGUUGACAACCCACUCCCAUACCUGCCAGUGUUUUUUCCUGAAGGAUGCUUCACUUAAAAUGUUACAGGCUGGUCUGUGUGGUAAUAAUGAGGCCAAUAGAGAAAUUCUACGGAAAGUGGAGAGGGGUUCACGGAUUGUCACAGUUGUUCCCCAGGACACAAAGCUUAUACUACAGAUGCCGAGGGGAAACUUGGAAGUUGUUCAUCAUCGGGCCUUGGUCUUGGCUCAGAUUCGGAAGUGGCUGGACAAACUUAAGUUUAAGGAAGCAUUUGAAUGCAUGAGAAAACUGAGAAUUAACCUCAAUCUGAUUUAUGAUCAUAACCCUAAGGUAUUUCUUGAAAAUGUGGAAACUUUCGUAAAGCAGAUCGAUUCUGUAAAUCAUAUUAACUUGUUUUUCACAGAACUAAAGGAAGAAGAUGUCACAAAGACUAUGUACCCUCCACCGGUUUCCAAGGGUGUCCAGAUGUCCAUUGAUCCUGAUAGGAAGAAAGUUGACCUUAUUUGUGAUGCUAUGAGAGUAGCCAUGGAGAGCAUCAAUCCUCACAAAUACUGCCUGUCGAUACUCACAUCUCAUGUGAAGAAAACGCCCCCGGAACUGGAAAUUGUGCUGCAGAAGGUACACGAACUUCAAGGAAAUGAUCCCUCUGUUGCUGAGUCUGUGAGUACAGAGGAGGCCUUGAAGUACCUACUACUCCUGGUAGAUGUCAAUGAAUUAUAUGAUCAUUCUCUUGGGACCUAUGACUUUGAUUUAGUCCUCAUGGUAGCUGAGAAGUCACAAAAGGAUCCUAAGGAAUAUCUUCCAUUUCUUAAUGCACUUAAGAAAAUGGAAACUCAUUACCAGCGGUUCACCAUAGAUAAGUACUUGAAACGAUACGAAAAGGCCAUUGGGCACCUCAGCAAUUGUGGACCUGAGCAUUUCACAGAAUGCUUAAAUUUGAUAAAAGAUAAAAACUUAUAUAAGGAAGCUCUGAAGUUAUAUCACCCAGAAUCACUGCAGUACCAGGCGGUCAGUGUUACAUAUGGAGAGCACCUGAUGCAAGAGCAGCUGUAUGAGUCAGCGGGCCUUGUGUUCGCCCGAUGUGGGGCCCACCAGAAGGCGCUCUCCGCGUUUUUGGCUUGCGGCAACUGGCAGCAAGCUCUCUGUAUGGCUUCCCAGCUUCACCUAACCGAAAACGAGAUAACUGGCUUUGCUAGAACUCUGGCAGGAAGGCUGGGUGAGCAGAGGAAACACAGUGAGGCAGCCAUAGUCCUGGAGCAGUAUGCCCAGGAUUAUGAAGAGGCUGUGCUCCAGCUGCUGGAGGGAGCUGCCUGGGAAGAAGCUCUGAGACUGGUAUACAAGUAUGGCAGAUUGGAUAUUAUAGAAACCAGCGUAAAGCCUUCCAUUUUAGAAGCCCAUAAAAAUUACAUGGCCUUUCUGGACUCACAGACAGACACAUUCAUUCGCCAUAAAAAACGUUUGCUGGUGGUUCGAGAACUCAAGAAACAAGCACCAUGGGUGCAUGCGGAUCCCCAGGUGGCCCGUGCUCCAGAGUCGGAGCUCUUCUCGGAGAGCGGCAGUGAGAUGAGUAGCAGGCCGUCCCACAGCACCUCCAGGGUGUCUGCGAGGUCAUCUAAAAACCGGCGCAAGGCAGAGCGGAAGAAGCACAGCCUCAAAGAAGGGGGUCCUCUAGAGGACCUGGCGCUUUUGGAGGCUCUGAAGGAAGUGGUACAGAGCAUUGAGAAGUUGAAAGAUGAAGUGCACACUGUUUUAAAGGUGCUCUUUCUCUUUGGGUUUGAAGAGCAAGGAAAGGAUUUGCAGAAGGCCUUUGAGAGCACUCUGAAGCUGCUGGAGAAGGCAGCUCCAGAGAUCUGGACUCCGGCCGGCCAGGAGAGUGCAGUCACAUCUGUCCUAGGCCCGAGUUCCACGGUGAAUAGCAUCACUGCCUCUUACCAGCAGCUGCAGCUGCAGCAGCAGCCACAACAACAACAACAGCCUUCUGUCCCUGUUCUCGAUGUUGGGGUUUGCCUGCCACCGAAGAUUGACCAGAAAGGCCUGUGGAAGCUGAGCCUGCUGGAAUGACUGGCCUGUUAGGAAGGACCACUGGGAAGACCAUUUGCCCACUCCCUCCUCAUUGUGCUUCUGGCUGUCGCUCCUUCUCAGAGGCCUGGCUGUGAGAACUGGAUAGAGGGUGGACUGUCUUCGCGCCGCCUGCAGCUGCUGUGCGCACCAGCCCUUAGCUAGCACUCGGCAGUCUGGGUCUUACUUGAGUGUGCAUCUGAAGUACUAUCAGACCUUUGUUUUAGCCGACAUAUUACAGUCUUUUUUUUUUUUUUUUUUUUUUUUAAUUGCUAUUUUUAGUUGGGCAUGGUGGGGCAUGCCUACAAUCCCAGCAACUCAGGAAGCUGAGGCAGAAAAGAUUGGUGCAAGUUUGAGACCAGCGUGGGCUACAGCAGGACCUUAUCUCAGAACAACCCAACUUGCUGUUCUUGUAUUUAGUGCUGUUUGAUAACGUGGUUACUAAAGCAAAAAAUCGUGAACUUGAUUCUCA